AUGCUGUCCAGGAAAGGGAUCAUCCCCGAGGAGUAUGUGCUGACCCGCCUCGCCGAGGAUGUCCCGGAGCACGCCCGCUACCGCGCCCGGGAGCGGCGGGCCAGGUUCGUGGGGAAGAACGGCACCUGCAACGUGGCCCACAAGAACAUCCGGGAGCAGGGCCGCUUCCUGCAGGACGUCUUCACCACCCUGGUGGACCUCAAGUGGCCGCACACGCUGAUCAUCUUCACCAUGACCUUCCUGUGCAGCUGGCUGCUCUUCGGCAUGACCUGGUGGCUGAUCGCCUUCGCCCACGGGGACCUGGACCACAGCACCCAGCUGCAGGCAGGGGGUAGCCAGAGGGCUGGGGAGGAGGCCAGGGGAUUUGUGCCUUGCGUGACCAGCAUCCACUCCUUCACCUCCGCCUUCCUCUUCUCCAUCGAGGUGCAGGUGACCAUCGGCUUUGGGGGCCGCAUGGUGACUGAGGAGUGCCCGACUGCCAUCCUGGUGCUGAUCGUGCAGAACAUCGUGGGGCUGGUGAUCAACGCCAUCAUGCUGGGCUGCAUCUUCAUGAAGACGGCUCAGGCGCACCGCCGGGCCGAGACCCUCAUCUUCAGCAAGCACGCGGUGAUCGCCCUGCGGGAGGGCAGGCUCUGCUUCAUGCUGCGGGUGGGCGACCUGCGCAAGAGCAUGAUCAUCAGCGCCACCAUCCGCAUGCAGGUGGUGAAGAAGACCACCAGCCUGGAGGGCGAGGUGGUGCCCCUCAACCAGAUAGACAUCCAGAUGGAGAACCCAGUGGGGGGCAGCAACAUCUUCCUGGUCUCCCCGCUCCUCAUUUACCAUGUGAUAGACAAGAACAGCCCCCUCUACGACAUCUCCCCCCUACACCUCAACCACCACGAGGACCUAGAAGUCAUUGUCAUCUUGGAAGGGGUGGUGGAGACCACUGGUAUCACCACCCAAGCCAGGACCUCCUACCUGGCUGACGAAAUCCUCUGGGGCCAAAGGUUUGUGCCCAUCGUGGCCGAGGAAGAUGGUAGGUACUCAGUGGACUACUCUAAGUUUGGUAAAACGGUGAAAGUGCCCACCCCUUCUUGCACUGCCAGGCAGCUGGAGGAAGACAGGAGCAUCAUAGACUCCAUCCCAUUGUCACCUAAAAGCACCAGUAGGAAGAGGUCUUUCAGGUUGAAGCCCAAAUUUACCAUAACUGAUGAGCCUUCCUGA
This is a messenger RNA of Emys orbicularis (European pond turtle), 1203 nucleotides long. It is a transcript of the gene KCNJ11, whose product is annotated as potassium inwardly rectifying channel subfamily J member 11. Gene Ontology annotation, cellular component: plasma membrane. The record is from RefSeq and is a predicted model, not a curated record. The transcript has a single exon. NCBI's taxonomy places the organism in Eukaryota, Metazoa, Chordata, Testudines, Emydidae. Gene Ontology annotation, molecular function: ATP-activated inward rectifier potassium channel activity. Gene Ontology annotation, biological process: potassium ion import across plasma membrane; regulation of monoatomic ion transmembrane transport. Bases 1 to 1203 code for a protein of 400 amino acids.